GCAUCUCUCUGCAGUGAAGAGAAGCAACAAGGUAGGCUGUCAUUCUGCACAGGCUGCCCAGAACAAGCUUUUCUAAGCAGCAAAGCUGCUCCUCUUCAGAACGGCUGAACCUCAAUGUUGUCUCUGGAGACAAGAAGCCUUCAGUAUGUUAAAUUACUUUCAUUAUGCAUUUUCAGCUGCUUAUUGAUUCUACAAUAGGAAGUGGGAGACUGCAGCAGGCUCUAAAAGCAGCAUUACAUGCUGAACGCAUGAGCAAAACGCUGAAACAAUGGCACAGCACAAACACAAAUUUUCAUUAAGGUCAUAUUUUGGAGAGAUGCUUUUUACCCUCUUUCCCCUGUACUCUGCUAACAAGUGAGAGAGAAAAAACCUAAACCAAAAAACAAUGAAUCUCUCCAAACUGGAACUGCUCUACCAGCUUCGGGAAUUUAUCCAAUCCUCAGUGGAGAUGAACAUCAUUUAAUUCAAUUUUGUUACUGACAACAUGAAGAAUACAACUGCCUGGGGUCCUUCAUAGCUGUCUGUCUUACAUUCUUCAGGAUGAGCUUAUAACAUCUCUUUUAGACAAAAAAGGAAUUAGACAAACUGGAAGACUACACCACCCACUAAAGUUAUGUCAGCAUACACAGAAGACUAUAGGUACUUGCUCAAAUGUUUAAAGAGAAAAGAUUAACUCAGUGUCUUAUUGUUAAAGAAAAAUUGUGAGCAUCUCUUACAAAUGGAUUUAUAAUGUUAAAAUGGGAUUGUGGAUAUGGCUGAUGAAGGAAGAAAUGGUUAGACGUGACUACCUUGAAGGAACAUCUGUAUAUCACCAGCAAACUAAAAUGGGGCUGUAAUCAAAUUUUAAUACCACUACAGAAUAUUAUUUAUGUCCCUUGCUAUAAUGGCUACAGUUUGAAGAAAAGCAUAAUCCAGCUGAUGUAGUUCAUGGCUUCAAAGGAAAACACAGAAACUGGAUUAAUAUAAUAUGCAGCAACAACUUCUGUGACAAACCCUUGACUCCAGACUUAUGCGCAAGAAAACAAUAUAUAGCUGUAACAAGAGGACAUCUGACUACAUCUCUGAAAUCAGUUAUUCAGUGUCAAUUUUUAUUUUGCUUUGCCAGAUAAAAGUAAAGGAGGAGGGGGGAAUGCUGCCAAACCACACAAAAGGGGUAAGAAAUUAUGAACCACUCACAAAAGUUUUGCUUUCCACUGAUGAUCUGAAAAAGAUAGAUAACUCACAUACAUCAGGUAUUAGUCUGCAGAAAAAUAUCAGGCAAUUAAAUCCCUUUAUUCAAUUUUUUAAAAAUCUGCUGCUGAAGUGCUGGAACAAAAAAACCAAAACCCAACAAAAAUAUUCUGCAAGGCAGGAAACAGAUCGCAGCCAUCACUCUGUUGCCAGGUGAAAACGCAUGUCAAAAUCUGUCAGUGACACCAUGUAUGAAUUUAUGACAAGCUGCUACAGCGAGCUGAAAGGCCCUUGAGGCAACAGAAAACAGGACAAAACAAACUUCCAACAAAAGAAUGUGUUUCUCUUCCAUUCCAGAAGUCAACAUGCAGUCUGAAUCUAACAUUACAGUUCGAGAUGCCAUUGAUGACAUCAGUACCAAUAUGUACCAGCCACUGUCUUAUCCAUUAAGCUUUCAAGUUUCUCUCACUGGAUUUCUGAUGUUGGAAAUUGUACUGGGACUUGGCAGCAACCUCACCGUAUUAGUACUUUACUGCAUGAAAUCCAACUUAAUCAAUUCUGUCAGUAACAUUAUUACAAUGAACCUCCAUGUUCUUGAUGUAAUAAUUUGUGUAGGAUGUAUUCCUCUAACUAUAGUUAUUCUUCUGCUUUCACUGGAGAGUAACUCUGCACUGAUCUGCUGCUUCCAUGAGGCUUGUGUAUCUUUUGCAAGCGUUUCCACUGCAAUCAAUGUCUUUGCUAUCACUCUGGACAGAUACGAUAUCUCUGUGAAACCUGCAAAUCGGAUUUUGACAAUGGGAAGGGCUGUGAUACUAAUGACAUCAAUAUGGAUUGUCUCUUUUUUCUCAUUCUUGAUUCCAUUCAUUGAAGUAAAUUUCUUCAGUCUUCAAAGCACAAAUACUUGGGAAAAUAAGACACUCUUGUGUGUCAGUGCAAAUGAGUAUCACACAGAACUGGGAAUGUAUUACCAUCUUCUAGUACAAAUUCCAAUCUUUUUCUUCACUGUUAUAGUAAUGUUAAUUACAUACAGCAAAAUAUUGCAGGCUCUUAAUAUCCGAAUAGGCACAAGAUUUUCUACGGGGCAAAAGAAAAAAGCAAGAAAGAAAAAGACAAUUUCUUUGUCCACACAACAUGAAACUACUGAUGUAUCACAAAGCAGUGGAGGAAGAAAUGUCGUCUUUGGUGUAAGGACUUCAGUUUCUGUUAUAAUUGCCCUACGGCGGGCUGUAAAGCGACACCGUGAACGAAGGGAAAGGCAAAAGAGAGUCUUCAGAAUGUCACUGUUGAUAAUUUCAACUUUUCUUCUCUGCUGGACACCAAUUACAGUUUUAAACACUACAAUUUUAUGUUUGGGACCAAGUGACCUUUUGGUAAAGUUGAGAUUGUGUUUUCUAGUCAUGGCAUAUGGAACCACCAUCUUUCACCCUCUACUGUAUGCAUUUACUAGACAGAAAUUUCAAAAAGUACUGAAAAGUAAAAUGAAAAAACGAGUUGUUUCUAUAGUGGAAGCUGAACCUAUCCCAAAUAAUGCUGUAAUACACAACUCGUGGAUAGAGCCUAAGAGGAACAAGACAAUAACUUUUGAAGACAACGAAGUAAGGCAGAAGUGUUUAGUAGUACCUCAGGUUGUCACAGACUAGAAUUCAGUAUUCACUUAAUCAUCAACGUAAGAAUGUUGGUGUAAAUACUGCCAAAUAAGGAUCUUUUGAAAAGAAAGAAAGAAAUGGCUAGACUGUAAAUGUUUGACAUGUGUUAAAUAGACUAGGCCUGUAUUCUCUAUUUCUUCAUUAGUCAAGAUGUGUGUUGCAUGGCAGUUUAUUAGAGUAAUUCCAUGGGUAUAUUUUGUCAAUAUUCUGUCUAAUAUACAGCUAAGUAAAUAUUUUCUAGAAAAAAGGGGGGGAAAGAGCAACAGCCUUAAAGCAGUGUACACUUUUAAUGAAUUAUAUUUGAGUUGCUGUAAAUAUAUAAAGCUUUGUUUUUAA
Messenger RNA from Hemicordylus capensis (graceful crag lizard), 3152 nucleotides. It is a transcript of the gene GPR22, whose product is annotated as G protein-coupled receptor 22. Gene Ontology annotation, cellular component: membrane. The record is from RefSeq and is a predicted model, not a curated record. The coding region runs from base 1506 to 2810 and encodes 434 amino acids. Lineage: Eukaryota; Metazoa; Chordata; Lepidosauria; Squamata; Cordylidae. The transcript is spliced from 3 exons. Gene Ontology annotation, molecular function: peptide binding; G protein-coupled receptor activity. Gene Ontology annotation, biological process: G protein-coupled receptor signaling pathway.